AUGGCAGGUUUUCGCUACCACAUGCACAUUGUGGACGGUGGCGACCCGACCAGCACCGUCACCGCGGCCACCUUGUUCGCACACCUCACACUUCGCUGUGGACAGCUGCGCAACUAUCUGUUGCUCAGUGCCAGCACAACGGACGCCAAGCGGCAGCGAGAGGCGCCUCGGUCAAGCCUUAGUGGGACACGAAAGGUGCAGCUGGCGGCAGCAGAGCCGUCGUCGGGGGGAAGCCAGGAUGACAAGGUCCUGCUUGCCGCGGAGUCGCUUCUUCGUGGGGAUGAAAACCUUCGUGCGAGUUUGGGCACCGGCGCGGACGCGAGUGGGCCGGUGGCCGAGGUAAAGGAUCGCAUUAUCCCAUACACAGGCUUUAGCUGCGGGUUUGUUCAGUCCGAGGUCUUCCUCGCCCGCUCUGGGGUACGCUACUUUGACUUUAUUGCCACCGCCGAUAUUGCAAGCUUUAACUACGUGCUGAACUACUACCAGGGGCUGCGCAUGCAGGAGAAGGCGGGCCAAGGAACACGCAAUGGGGCUGCGCCGCGUGUGGGGUGGGGAUCUUGCCCGCAGGAGCAGCAGCCACGGCGCCAGAAGGUGGGUCUCGUGCACAUUCUGUGCGGCGAGCCGGCGCGGGCGGGGCACUUGCUGCAGCGCUUUAUAGAGCUGCUGCUGGAGGUGGACACUGCACCGCGCGAGGGGGCGGCGGGGAAUGACGCAACCUUUGCGUGGAUCAGCCGCGCUGACGGCGUCAUCUCGCGGAUGUAUCAACUGCUCGGCGUCGAUGUCCUCUUCGCGGUGCUAUGA
Messenger RNA from Trypanosoma conorhini, 801 nucleotides. RefSeq lists its product as uncharacterized. Bases 1 to 801 code for a protein of 266 amino acids. Lineage: Eukaryota; Euglenozoa; Kinetoplastea; Trypanosomatida; Trypanosomatidae. The record is from RefSeq and is a predicted model, not a curated record. The transcript has a single exon.